AUGAUCUUUGUUAAAACCCUCUCUGGUCAGACUUUGACCCUUGAGGAGGACAAUGUCGUUGACAUCAAGUCUCGAAUUGAAGCAAUUGAAGGAGUUAAUGUAGAAGACCAGAGACUGCUUUAUGCCGGUCGUCAGUUGGAGGAUGACGAUGAAGUUGAGCCAUAUUCGACUCUUCAUCUGUCGCUCAGACUGCUGGGAGGUGCCAAGAAGAGAAAGAAGAAGGUUUACACUACUCCCAAAAAGAUCAAGCAUAAGAGAAAGAAGGUCAAGCUCGCUGUCCUGAAAUAUUACGAGGUUGAUGAGAACGGUAAAAUCAGACGUCUCCGUAAGGAGUGCCAGUCCCCAACCUGCGGAGGAGGCGUUUUCAUGGCUGCCCACGAAAACAGAUAUUACUGCGGGCGGUGUCAUGAUACUCUUGUCGUAGAAGAACCCGUUGUCACCUCUAAAGGCAAAGGUGGCAAAAAGAAGUAA
This is a messenger RNA of Strongylus vulgaris, 471 nucleotides long. NCBI's taxonomy places the organism in Eukaryota, Metazoa, Nematoda, Chromadorea, Rhabditida, Strongylidae. The record is from the annotation of a GenBank genome assembly.